GCUUGGGCAGAGAAGGCGUCUUGCUGAGCUUACGCUGCACCCGAGCCCGGAGGCGGAGGGGACGGUACCAUGAGUCAAGACGACAGAUUUGCUUUCAUUGCAGAAUGGUAUGACCCGAACGCUUCACUCUUUCGACGUUACGAACUCUUGUAUUAUCCGAAAGAUGGUUCCGUUGAAAUGUAUGAUGUGAAGAACCAUCGCACCUUUCUGAAACGCACAAAAUAUGAUGACUUACACCUAGAAGAUUUAUUUGUAGGCAACAAAGUUACUGUCUUUUCACGUCACCUUUCCCUAGUAGACUAUGGGGAUCAAUACACAGCCCGCAAGCUGGGUAGCCGCAAAGAAAGAACACUGGCUUUGGUUAAACCUGAUGCAGUGCCCAAGAUUGGAGAACUAAUUGAUAUCAUCAUUAAUACUGGGUUUACAAUAACUAAAGCCAAAAUGAUGGUACUUUCACGGAAAGAAGCAAUGGAUCUCCACGUAGACCAUCAAUCAAAGCCCUUUUACAAUGAGCUUCUCCAGUUUAUUACGAGUGGUCCUGCUGUUGCCAUGGAGAUUUUAGGAGAUGAUGCUGUGUCUGAAUGGAAAAAGUUACUGGGACCUGCAAACUCUGGCGUGGCUCGUUCUGAUGCCCCGGGCAGCAUUAGAGCAAUGUUUGGAACAGAUGGCAUAAGAAAUGCAGCUCAUGGCCCUGACUCUUUUGCUUCUGCUGCUCGAGAGCUGGAGUUGUUCUUUCCCUCAAGUGGAGGUCGUGGUCCAGCCAAUAGUGCAAAAUUUACAAACUGUACUUGUUGCAUUAUUAAGCCUCAUGCUGUUAAUGAAGGGCUAACUGGAAAGAUCAUAAAAGCCAUCCUUGAUGGGGGUUUUGAAAUCUCGGCUUUGCAGUUGUUCAACAUGGAACGUGCGAAUGUGGAAGAAUUCUAUGAGAUUUACAAAGGUGUUGUAGCUGAAUACGCUGAGAUGGUUACAGAACUGUGCUCAGGGCCUUGUAUAGCGCUAGAGAUCAGGCAGCUUGAUCCUCAAAAAGUAUUCAGAGACUUCUGUGGGCCUUCUGAUCCUGAAAUAGCCCGUCACCUCCGACCUGGAACCCUGCGUGCCAUCUUUGGUAAAAACAAGAUUCAGAAUGCUGUCCACUGUACAGAUCUACCAGAGGAUGGACUUUUGGAGGUCCAGUACUUUUUCAAGAUUCUGGACAACUGACAGCAGAACAUGGAACUAUCUCCAGUUCCUAAACGAAAGACAGACAAGGAGAGACGUGUUCAUUCAUUUAUUGUCCAAUGUUUUAACCUGACUGAAAUACAAGAGCAAGAGCACUGUGCUCCUGGCUAUUUAUUACAUAUGUUAGAACAUAGAGUUUUGCACUUUAGACAACAUUUAACACCAUUCUAUGGGGUACUGCAUUGCUUUUUAUAAAGUUCAAAAUAAAGAUUUAUUUUCAAACAAGUGACUUUGGUUUUUUCAUACAUUACACUUUUUCUUGCAGAAAAAAUAAAAUUGUACAACUGCAUAAAUAUAAAAUCUUCCACCAUGAAAAUGGUUAAAACAUUCAGUAAAGACAUUAGCACCACACCAUGUGAUGCUGCCAGCAG
This is a messenger RNA of Terrapene triunguis (Three-toed box turtle), 1589 nucleotides long. RefSeq names its product NME/NM23 family member 7 (gene NME7). Gene Ontology annotation, cellular component: centrosome. Lineage: Eukaryota; Metazoa; Chordata; Testudines; Emydidae. The transcript has 12 exons. Gene Ontology annotation, biological process: UTP biosynthetic process; GTP biosynthetic process; CTP biosynthetic process. The coding region runs from base 70 to 1200 and encodes 376 amino acids. The record is from RefSeq and is a predicted model, not a curated record. Gene Ontology annotation, molecular function: nucleoside diphosphate kinase activity; ATP binding.